This is a messenger RNA of Echinops telfairi (small Madagascar hedgehog), 2742 nucleotides long. It is a transcript of the gene SLC35H1, whose product is annotated as solute carrier family 35 member C2. Gene Ontology annotation, biological process: UDP-glucose transmembrane transport. Gene Ontology annotation, molecular function: antiporter activity. The transcript is spliced from 9 exons. NCBI's taxonomy places the organism in Eukaryota, Metazoa, Chordata, Mammalia, Afrosoricida, Tenrecidae. The record is from RefSeq and is a predicted model, not a curated record. Gene Ontology annotation, cellular component: Golgi apparatus; endoplasmic reticulum-Golgi intermediate compartment; cis-Golgi network. Bases 1002 to 2099 code for a protein of 365 amino acids.
CGCAAAACUCACUGCCACGGAGUUGAUGCUGACUCACAGCAGCCCCCCCAGGACAGGGCGGGCGGGCGGCCCCGUGAGUCCCGAGACUGCAGCUGCUUACAAGGGUGGAAAGCCCAGUCUUUCUCCCGAGGAUCAGCUGGCAGUUUCGAGGGGCCCACCGUGCAGUUAGCAGCCUAACGCGUCACCGCCAUGCCACCCGGGCGCCUCAGACCAGUCCGGCCCUGAACCGCACAAGGGCACCAGCCGUGGCCCGAGAGCCUGGAGAAGUGCAGGGUGCCGGAUCCACGCAGACACCAACCUCCAGGCGUCCACAGCCUUGCAGGGGACUCACAUGACCCAAACCGUCACACAGCUGGGAACCCUGCAGGGGAUUCCCUGGGGGAGGGAAUGAGGGGCAGCCAGGGCCCUCUGUUCUCAGGUACAGGGAGGAGGCGGGGGUGUUUGGAGAGCUGGGAGGCCGGCCGUGGGGCCAGGGCUUGCUUGGGGCCUUGUUAUCCACACGGAGGUUCUGGAAGCCAUGGAGUCUUCUGCAGUGGCCUCUCAAGAUCGGGUUGGCAUUUUUUAAAGGUUGUUCUGUUGGCAGUCAUGGGGAAGAGCCUGGGUGGGGUGCGUUGCUCUUUGAAUGCCCAUGGUGCCCAGAAGCAUGAUUGCCCAGGUCCCUGUGAUGCCCAGCGGCAUAGCAGUCCAGGUCUCCAUGGUGUCCAGCGGCAUGGCUGUCCAGGCCCCCUUGGUGCCCAGCAGCGUGGCUGCCCAGGCCCUCAGAGCAGCCUUUUCCUUGUUCUAGCAUCGGCUUGGGGACCCGUGAGCCUGUGUACAGCUGCCCAUGGAAGGGGUCGGAUGGGGCCACCAGCCCCACAGUGAGGACCCUGCCGGGGCCCGUUGACCCUGGGAGCAUGGCGGCCAGAACUGCCCUCCUCUGGAGCUGCGCCGGCUGAGCCAGGCCUGCUCCCCUGGGCCCUGGGUGCCGUCUGCCCCUAGCAGCCUCAGCGAGCAGCUCCCGGAUGGGGCGGUGGGCCCUGGACCUGGCCUUUGUGUGGAAGGCGGUGCUGACCUUGGGGCUGGUCCUGCUCUACUACUGCUUCUCCAUCGGCAUCACCUUCUACAACAAAUGGCUGACGAAGAGCUUCCACUUCCCGCUCUUCAUGACCAUGCUGCACCUGGCCGUCAUCUUCCUCUUCUCCGCGCUGUCCCGCGCGCUCGUGCAGUGCUGCAGCCCCAGGGCCCGCGUGGUGCUGACCUGGGCCGACUACCUCAGGAGAGUGGCUCCCACAGCACUGGCAACAGCGCUUGACGUGGGCCUGUCCAACUGGAGCUUCCUGUACAUCACCGUCUCCCUGUACACAAUGACCAAAUCCUCCGCUGUGCUCUUCAUCCUCAUCUUCGCGCUCAUCUUCAAGCUGGAGGAGCUGCGAGCAGCUCUGGUCCUGGUGGUCCUUCUCAUCGCGGGGGGGCUCUUCAUGUUCACCUACAAGUCCACGCAGUUCAGCGCGGAGGGCUUUGCCCUAGUGCUGGGCGCCUCCUUCAUCGGCGGUAUCCGCUGGACCCUCACCCAGAUGCUCCUGCAGAAGGCUGAGCUUGGGCUCCAGAACCCCAUCGACACCAUGUUCCACCUGCAGCCUCUCAUGUUCCUGGGCCUCUUCCCGCUCUUUGCUGUGUUCGAAGGUCUGCAUUUGUCCACCUCUGAGAAACUCUUCCGUUUCCAGGACCCGGGCUUGCUCCUGCGAGUGCUCGGGAGCCUCUUCCUGGGCGGCGUUCUCGCUUUCGGCCUGGGCUUCUCCGAGUUCCUCCUGGUGGCCAGGACCUCCAGCCUCACGCUCUCCAUUGCGGGCAUCUUUAAGGAAGUCUGCACCCUGCUGUUGGCGGCACACCUGCUAGGCGACCAGAUCAGCCUCCUGAACUGGCUAGGCUUCGCCCUAUGCCUCUCCGGGAUCUCCCUGCACGUCGCUCUCAAAGCCUUACACCCCAAAGGUGGCAGUGCCCCAAAGCCCUUGAAGGGGGCAGGCUCCAGCCCCGACCUGGAGCUGCUGCUCCGGAGCGGCCAGCAAGAUGAGGAGGACAACGAGGAGGAAGAGUACUUCGUGGCCCAAGGGCAGCAGUGACCAGCCCGGGGGCCCAUCCAGGGAACGGGACCAGGAAGGCGCCCGACUGGACCUCAGGGACAUGGGGAAACUAGGUCAGAGCCCCGGGCUCCCACCUUCCCAGCAGAGCUGGUACGGCCCACAACCUGGUCUGAACGGAGCUCCGCAGCCUGCCCCGGGCACUGGGUGCCAAGGCUUCCUUCCAGAGGCCUCACGGGACUCGGACUCCACAGCGGGCUGGUGUGGUUGGGCAGGCAGCGGCGGCGGCACCUCCCCACCUGGAGAGUGGCCGUGCUCCAAGAGCAGACUAAUUUAUAGUUGGGAAAUAAGUGCUUUACGCUCCACCGGCCACCCCAGCUGCCCAGAACCUGCGCUCCCUUGGCCUGGAGGCGUGGGGGCAGGGAGGGCACAUGGAAGCCACCGCUCAUAAUCCCGGCCCAGGUGGCAGGUGAACGCUGGUCUGCUAACCGCACAGUCAGCAGUUUGAGCCCACCAGCUGCUCUGAGGGAGGAAGGGGAGGCCGGCUGCUCCUAUAAUGCUGGAGCCCACACUGACUGCUGUGAAUCACCGUCAGCUGGCAGGCGGUGGGCUGGCUUUGGUGUGGGGCUCCUCCUGAGCCCAGCAGGCUCACUUUGCAGACGGGAAUAAAACUGUCCACUAAGCA